AGCACCGCUGUGUUUAUAUUCGGCAUCGAUGUGAAAGUGCUUUGUGGUAGGCAAUGUAUUGCGUGGUUCUCAUCUUGAUUGUAACUAUUAUGGGCGUUGCGUGCAAUCAAUUUCCAGUGCCUAAUAUUACGCAAGAAGCAAACAGAACUUAUUGGAGCAAUUUAGCAAAGCUAGAAAUCGAGAAAAACUUGAAGAUGCAUGUAUACAGGAAUCGCGCAAAAUACGUUGUGCUUUUCCUGGGAGAUGGCAUGGGCGUCAGCACGGUUACAGCUGCUAGGAUCUACAAGGGCCAAAUCCUGAAGAACCACAGUGGCGAAGAGACUGUUCUUUCUUGGGAGAAAUUUCCAUAUGUGUCCUUAUCCAAGACAUACGGACUAGACACACAAACAUCUGACUCGGCCAACUCAGCUACAGCGUAUCUUUGUGGAGUCAAGGCCAAUAUUGGUACAGUUGGAGUGGACUCCACUGUAAAGGGUGGACAGUGUCACAAUGAUACGACAGCGUACGUGGACAGCAUUAUGAAGUGGGCUCAGGAGGCCGGCAUGUGGACGGGCAUUGUGACCACGUCUACAGUCACCGAUGCCUCCCCAGCUGCUGCCUACGCCCACUCUGGCUACCGCGAGUGGCAGCAUUAUGUCCCGAAAGGGUGCAAUGCAUCGGAUAUCGCUAAGCAACUGAUCUACGACUCGCCUGGCAAUGGAAUGAGGACACCUGUACCUUUUAACGAUACACUGGCCUGA
This is a messenger RNA of Dermacentor silvarum, 740 nucleotides long. Its product is annotated as alkaline phosphatase, tissue-nonspecific isozyme. The transcript has 5 exons. Gene Ontology annotation, biological process: dephosphorylation. The record is from RefSeq and is a predicted model, not a curated record. The coding region runs from base 54 to 740 and encodes 228 amino acids. NCBI's taxonomy places the organism in Eukaryota, Metazoa, Arthropoda, Arachnida, Ixodida, Ixodidae. Gene Ontology annotation, molecular function: alkaline phosphatase activity.